AAUAUUUGGUCAAUGAACUCAGAACACUGAUUGAAUGUGGUGACUGUUACUGUUGACACGAAAGACGCCCCAGCUGACAUUAUCUUGGAUCUUCCCCAUCCUAUCCUUCUUCUUACAUUACACCCAAAAUUUGCAAACAGAAAAAGAGUGUCGAGAUGUCGUCGGAUGCGUCGGAGUUCGAUCCUGAUCGUAUCGAGUCUUACAAAUUCCCUGAGACGACAUACACCUAUUCGGAGAGAGAUGUCGCGCUCUAUGCGUUAGGUAUUGGAGCUUGCGCCCGGGAUGCCGUGGACGUCGACCAACUUCAAUUUGUUUACCAUGAAAAGGGCCAGAAGUUUAUCCAGGUCUUGCCAACAUUUGCUGCUCUGUUCUCGCUUGGAUCUCUGCCAGGAGGUUUAGAUCUGCCGGGGUUGAAAUUUGAUCCUCGUCUUUUGCUGCAUGGACAACAAUACAUAGAAUUAUACAAGCCACUUCCUUCAAAUGCUUGUUUAAAAAAUACUGUGAGUCUUGCUGGACUCCAUGAUAAAGGUAAAGCUGCUAUUCUUGAGAUUGAAACAAAAAGUUACGACAAAGAUUCUGGUGCAUUGUUAUGCAUGAAUCGGACAACUGCCUUUCUGAGAGGUGCUGGUGGCUUCUCAAAAUCAUCUCAUCCAUAUUCAUAUUCAAACUAUCCAAAGGACAAGGUUCCAUCUGUGAAAAUCCCAAAAGGUCAACCUUUUGUAGUGUUUGAAGAUUGUACACAACCAUCUCAGGCGUUGCUGUAUAGGCUAUCUGGAGAUUAUAAUCCUCUGCAUUCAGAUCCUACAUUCGCAAAAGUUGCAGGAUUCACACGGCCGAUACUGCAUGGCUUGUGCACACUUGGAUUUUCAGUUAGGGCAAUUGUGAAAUGCAUUUGCAGAGGAGAUCCAAACCUGGUUAAAUGCAUAUCAGGCCGAUUCCUUUUACAUGUCUACCCUGGUGAAACUUUGCUCACUGAAAUGUGGCUUGAAGGCUUAAGGGUCAUAUAUCAAACAAAGGUGAAGGAACGAAGCCGGACAGUGCUUUCUGGAUAUGUGGAUCUCCAUGGUUUAUCGUCGUCGCUGUAAAACACUUGUUUAUUUACAUAUGUAUUUUGUACUAAAUAAGCAUAUGAAGCGUGUCGCUGUCGUGUAUUGAUGCUGUAAACAAUAAAGGAAAUAUUACAGGGUUAUGAACCUUUUACUUUCAA
Molecule: messenger RNA, 1207 nt
Organism: Prunus avium (sweet cherry)
Lineage: Eukaryota; Viridiplantae; Streptophyta; Magnoliopsida; Rosales; Rosaceae
Gene: ECH2
Product: enoyl-CoA hydratase 2
Biological process (GO): fatty acid beta-oxidation
Cellular component (GO): peroxisome
Molecular function (GO): 17-beta-hydroxysteroid dehydrogenase (NAD+) activity; (3S)-3-hydroxyacyl-CoA dehydrogenase (NAD+) activity; enoyl-CoA hydratase activity
Source: RefSeq, a predicted model, not a curated record